This is a messenger RNA of Pestalotiopsis fici W106-1, 3105 nucleotides long. Its product is annotated as Exportin-T. The record is from RefSeq and is a predicted model, not a curated record. Gene Ontology annotation, cellular component: nuclear matrix; cytoplasm; nuclear pore. The transcript has 2 exons. NCBI's taxonomy places the organism in Eukaryota, Fungi, Ascomycota, Sordariomycetes, Amphisphaeriales, Sporocadaceae. Gene Ontology annotation, biological process: tRNA re-export from nucleus. Gene Ontology annotation, molecular function: small GTPase binding; tRNA binding. Bases 1 to 3105 code for a protein of 1034 amino acids.
AUGGACGCCCAGAUCCAAAAGGCCGUCGAGAUCGUGUGGGAUCCAACGGGCGAUCAAUCUAUCAAAGCUCAGGCCUAUGAUUUCCUUCAACAGCUGAGAUCUGACCCCCAGGCAUGGCAAGCCUGUGUCAGCCUCUUCACCAGAACCCCGCGGGUCUCUGAGAUCGUCCGCCACGUCUGCCUCGAGCUGAUCAGCAACACUGUCCACACACACACUCUCGAUCUCCAGAGCUUGCUCUUCCUGAGGGAUGCCCUAUUGUCCUACGUGCGUGAGACGUACGGCACAAAUCACCCCGACUCGGUCGACUCGGCCAAUCUACAGAAUAAAAUUACCCAGACACUGACCUACUUGUUCGUGGCCUUGUACCAGCAAGGAUGGGAGUCCUUUUUUGAGGACUUUCUGGCGCUCACCGCUUUCCCUGGCAGUUCGACCCACGAUAACAUCAUGGGCACCAUACUGUAUCUUCGUAUACUGAACAAUGUUCACGACGAGAUUGCCGACCAGGUGGUCAUGCGCCAAGGUAACGAGGUCAAGAUCCAUACCGAACUGAAAGAUCUGGUGAGAGCCCGGGAUGUUGCCAGGAUAGCUCAGUCCUGGCAGGAUCUCCUCGCGGAACACGCCAGCCAGAAUGAGCUCAUCGUCGAGUCGACUCUCAAGGUCAUCGGAAAGUGGGUAAGCUGGAUCGAUAUUUCUCUCAUCAUUAACGAUUCCAUGAUGAGCCGCAUUUUUCCAUUGAUCGGUCGUGCCAACCCCAACGGCGGUGAGGACAAGGUCCGAGAUGCAGCUGUCGACGCCUUCACCGAGAUAGUGGGCAAGAAGAUGCGCCCUGCCGACAAAGCCAACAUGAUAUCGUUCCUCAACCUUCGGGAUAUUAUUGCCCAGCUCAUCGCCAGCCCUCCUCUGAACGAAUUUAAGGGCACUCCUCGCUACGAUACAGAUCUUGGCGAGGCUGUCGCCAAGCUAGUAAAUACUGUGCUGGCAGAUCUUGUCCGCGUGCUUGAAGAUCGGGCUACGGACGAAGACACACGCGCAAAAGCUAAUCAGCAAUUGCAAGAGUUUUUGCCUCUGCUUCUCCGCUUCUUUAGUGAUGAGUACGACGAAAUAUGCUCUACAGUUAUCCCGUCGCUUACAGAUAUCCUGACGUAUUUGCGAAAGCUGUCCGAGUUGCCUGGGUCAUUUCGCGAUAUGCUGCCGCCUAUUCUGAAUGCCAUUAUUAUGAAGAUGAGAUAUGAUGAGACGUCGACCUGGGGCCACGAGGAUGAGCAGACUGACGAGGCUGAAUUCCAAGAAUUACGUAAACGAUUGCAGCUUCUACAGAAGAGCGUAGCUGCGGCAGAUCAUAAUCUCUACGUCGAGGUUUUGAGUAAUCUGGUGGCCAACACAUUUCAGCGCUUAGAUGAGCAAGGCUCGCACUUGGACUGGAGGGACCUGGACCUGGCCCUCCAUGAGAUGUAUCUGUUUGGAGAAUCUGCGAAAUCCUCCGUGCCUCUCCAGGGCUUGGCUUCCAACAAGAAUCAGCCAGCAACGCCUGCCGCCGAGCGACUCAUGGCUCUAAUGACCAAGAUGAUACAGUCAGGUGUCGCCGGCUUCCCUCACCCAGCGAUUACUCUUCAGUACAUGGAGAUUAUCGUCCGUUAUUGGAAUUUCUUCGAGAUGGAAGGCAACUCGUCGCUAAUAGCACAGGUGCUCGAGAACUUUGUCCAAUUUGUGCAUCACGAUCAUGUGAGAAUUCGCAGUCGCUCAUGGUAUCUUUUCCAUCGGUUUGUAAAGCACCUUCGUGCCUAUGUUGGGAAUGUUGCAGAGACUGUCAUUCAGUCAAUCGCGGAUCUGCUACCCAUCAAGGCCGAGGUCCCAGGCGAAGAUGCUGAUGACGACAUGUCAUCUGAUGAAAUUGACAACUCUGCCGAUGCUGUUUUCACCAGUCAGUUGUAUCUUUUUGAGGCCAUUGGCUGCAUUUCAUCCACUUCUAGUACCCCAGCCGAAAAGCAAGCCUUGUACGCUCGAUCCAUAAUCGACCCUCUAUUUCGGGAUAUGGAAGAGCAUCUGCCUCGAGCCAAAUCGGGGGAUGCACAAGCCAUCCUCCAGGUCCACCACAUCAUCAUGGCACUGGGUACCCUGGCCCACGGCUUCUCGGACUGGACUCCAGGUUCGACUUCUUCUAACCAGCGGCCGCCACCGGACAAGGUCUUGUCGAGCGAAUUUUCAAGGGCUGCCGAAGCUAUCCUGAUCGCGCUCAGUCAGCUCAACGGAUCUGCCGAGAUCCGUGCUGCGUGUCGAUCAGCCUUUUCCCGUCUUCUGGGUGUUCUAGGGGCGGCUGUCUUACCUCAGCUGCCUCAGUGGAUCGAGGGGCUCUUGUCACAGAGCUCGUCAAAGGACGAGAUGGCCAUGUUCCUCCGUCUCCUGGACCAGGUGGUUUAUGGCUUCAAGACUGAGAUCUACGAUGUACUCAACAUGCUCCUGACACCCCUCUUGCAGCGGGUCUUUGGUGGUCUGUCUGAGCCCAUGGAUGGCACCGAUGAUGAGAUCCAGCUUGCCGAGCUGCGUCGCGAGUACCUCAGCUUUAUUGGCGUGAUUCUAAACAAUGACCUUGGUGGUGUGCUCGUGUCAGAGGCAAACCAAGGCUUUUUCGAUUCGCUGAUCAGCUCCAUUUUGACGCUGGCCGGAGACAUCAGCUCCGGUAACCUACCAGCUAGUCGCCUCGCAUUCGGCAUCCUUUCGCGCAUGGCGGGCGUCUGGGGCGGGCCAGACGUGGCAAAUAUCGCGGCCAACCCUUCCGCACCAAGCGGCUCGCCUUCCCCAGCCAUUCCCGGAUUCGACCAAUUCCUCCUUGACCGCUUCCACGCAGUCUGCUGGGACGUCAUGAGAAACCCGCAAUUCAGACCUUCGCAGGAUGCCCAGACCAAGCAAGUUCUUACCGAGAUUGCGGGUCUGGAACAAGCCAUCUAUCUCAAGACGGGUGAAGUCUUUAUCCAGCACCUGCAGGUUUCUCUCUUCCCAAGCCUUGGCAUCGAUGGCAACGACUUUCUUCGGCCGAUGACGACAUCCACGGACCGAAAGACAUUUUCUAGAUAUUUACAAGAGCUUCAGAAAUCGUUCAGAUCGUAG